Molecule: messenger RNA, 1185 nt
Organism: Clonostachys byssicola
Lineage: Eukaryota; Fungi; Ascomycota; Sordariomycetes; Hypocreales; Bionectriaceae
Source: the annotation of a GenBank genome assembly
AUGGAGCCACGUGAUAGCCGCGACGUCUUCGUUCCCCGCGCCAGCAAGAAAAUGCGGCUGGAUGCUCUGGGCCGACGAACGGAUAUCACAAACCGUGGCCUGCCAAUCAUGUCAUCGACACAGGCGAUGGAAACCCAUCAGCAGCUGACCAGAAACAUCCCAAAACGCAUGGAUGACAAUGUCACGAACAACAAGCGCUCGCCGUUCCCCAACGAUGCCUACCAAGUUGGCUGGAUUUCGGCACUACCCGUCGAGCUGGCGGCGGCUCGCGGCAUGCUUGAUGCAGAGCAUGGAAACCCACAAACGUUGCCGCAGAAGAGGGACACCAAUAGCUAUGUGCUUGGACAAAUUCACAACCACAAGGUCGUCAUCGCUUGCCUCCCAAGAGGUGAGGUAGGCGUUAUUCCUGCCGCGCUUGUCGCCCACAACAUGAUGUGGACUUUCCCCAACAUACGCUUCUGCCUGAUAGUUGGCAUUGGAGCAGGUAUACCUAGAUGUUCUGGCAACGAAGACGAUGAUCCCGACGAUGACGAAGAGGAGGAUGUGCACCUUGGAGAUGUUGUCAUCGGCAGCGAUAAGAAGACCGGCGGCGUGGUUGCUUAUAACUUCGGCAAGAAGCUAGCAGAUGGAUCCUUCGAAGUCGCUUACCAUCUUGACCAACCACCCAGAGUUCUACGGACGGCUUUGGCGAACCUUGAAGCUACACACGAAUUUCGAGAUAACCUGAUACCCAAGUACAUUGAUCAGAUGCUUGUGAAGCUGCCAGGGGAAAUGCGGUCCAUGUGGAUGCAUCCUGGCUUAGAGAAGGAUAUACUGUUUCCACCUGACUAUUUGCAUUUGGGCGGCACGACUUGCAAGAACUGCGACCAGGGGAGAGCCGUUAGAAAGGCACUCGACAAGCGAGAAGAUGAUAUCCCGGUGAUACACUAUGGAGUAAUCGCGACAGGGUCUGAGGUCGUCCGGCAUGCGCCAACAAGGGACCAAAUCAGAAGCAACCACAAUGCCAUCUGCCUGGAGAUGGGGGCGGCGGGCUUGAUGAACAACUUCCCCUGCCUUGUAAUUCGAGGCAUAUCAAAUUAUGCAGAUUCGCACAAGAAUGAUCGAUGGCAACGGUAUGCUGCAGCGGCGGCCGCGGCUUGUGCCAAAGAAUUACUGAGUGUAGUCCUGCCUCUCGAAGUGGAUUAA